AUGUCUCCCGUAGUUCGAGACGCAAUACAGGUCUGCUCAAAACUCGAUAUACGCUACUUAUGGGUCGACGCACUAUGCAUCCUCCAGGGGAACGACGACACCGCCGUGGAGGAUUGGAACCACGAGAGCCAACAGAUGGCCAAGAUAUUCAAGUCUGCCCUGGUCACCCUCUGUGCAGCGUCCUCGACGAGCUACUCAAUUGAUAUCAACUACUACCGCCUGGACUCUUUCCCCUUCCACAAACAGAUCGAUGCGUCCAGAUGGUACGGCCGUGGAUGGGUCCACCAGGAGAUGAGACUCUCGAGCCGGCUUCUCGUCUUCACCUCAGACUGGUUGUUCUUCAUGUGCGACGGGCUCUACCUCUGCGAGAAUGGCCUGUCAGUCACCCGCGAGUGGCGCACCCCGCUCGCCGUCGGCACUUGCAAGGCUGACAUGCAGGAGGAGCCCUUCGCCGCGUUCGCCAGCGAGAUUGAAACAUUCACGGCCAAGGACUUCACCUUCGACACUGACCGCCUUCCAGCCCUGGCCAGCCUCGCCAGCAUGAUCGCUGCCAACACGGGCAGCCAGUACCUUGCCGGAUUGUGGAGGGAUAACCUCGACAAGGACCUUUUGUUCGCCCGCAAUGUGCCUCGGUACGGCACGAGGGGCAUGGUUUCGUUUCAGAAGAGGAUUGCGGCCUUGUCUGCUCCUGGCUCUGUCAUUCGGCCAUCGUGGUCCUGGGCUGGGCUCACGGGACCUUGUGACGCUGGACCGCCUUCGUUGACGGCUACAACGAGGCUGGCGCUGCAGUGCGAGGUUGCGCAUGCACGGUCCCUCUCACCCGCCUCACGCACGGAAAACCGGCCGAUAUUCUCGAUGGGGUCUUGGCCGCACACAUCCACCAACAUGUUCCGGGCGGGCUGGGUCUAG
Molecule: messenger RNA, 909 nt
Organism: Cryphonectria parasitica EP155
Lineage: Eukaryota; Fungi; Ascomycota; Sordariomycetes; Diaporthales; Cryphonectriaceae
Exons: 4
Coding region: 1-909 (302 amino acids)
Source: RefSeq, a predicted model, not a curated record